Molecule: messenger RNA, 534 nt
Organism: Emiliania huxleyi CCMP1516
Lineage: Eukaryota; Haptophyta; Isochrysidales; Noelaerhabdaceae
Exons: 1
Molecular function (GO): protein binding
Source: RefSeq, a predicted model, not a curated record
CUCGACCUUUCGGUGUCUGGCCUGACGGGCACUCUACCGCCUGAGCUGGGAAGCCUCAAGCUCACCAGUCUUGACCUAGCUUUCAACAACAUCUCUGGCACCCUACCUCCGGAGCUGGCCAAGCUCACUCAGCUGCAGCAGUUCAACCUGUCUUUCAACAACCUCCUCUCGGGGACAGUGCCUCCGGGGCUAGCCAAGAUGUCCCAGCUGCAGCGACUCGAUCUGGCUCAUACCUCCCUAUCUGGAUCCAUACCGGGGAACAUGGGUCAGCUCUCUCAGCUGCAGAGACUCGAUAUGACUGUCACCGCCAUUUCGGGCACACUGCCGCCAACAUUGGGCGAUCUCUCGCAGCUGAAGGAGCUGACCAUUACUGAGAACGGUCUAUCAGGCACACUGCCGCCAACGUUCCGCAAGCUCUCGCACCUGGAGUUUCUGAGCGUCGCUCGGGGCAGCCUGUCGGGCACACUGCCGCCAUUUUCAGCGCAGCUGGAAUAUCUUGCUGUGUCUCACAACCGCUUCUCCGGAACCUUGCCG